Funneliformis geosporum is the source of this 257-nucleotide messenger RNA. The record is from the annotation of a GenBank genome assembly. NCBI's taxonomy places the organism in Eukaryota, Fungi, Glomeromycota, Glomeromycetes, Glomerales, Glomeraceae.
CUUCAUGGAAAUUUAUGCAAGCAAAAUUACCCUUACAACCUAAAUGCCAGUCAGUUCUUGAAAAAGAUAGGAAUCUACCGGAAGGAAUGAAUAAUAAUUCUUUGAAAAUCAAGAAAUGUUGCCGUUUUGAAGAUUGGAGGUUUUUUGGAGAAUUACUAGAUUUGUUCGCUUGGUAUCCAUUCCAAGCUCUCAAUUCAGGCGUUCUAGCUUUAUUCAAAGAAUAUUCACAACGUAAGAAAUAUUUGCAAACGAUCUGA